Molecule: messenger RNA, 2710 nt
Organism: Cryptotermes secundus
Lineage: Eukaryota; Metazoa; Arthropoda; Insecta; Blattodea; Kalotermitidae
Product: protein ALP1-like
Exons: 3
Coding region: 413-1678 (421 amino acids)
Source: RefSeq, a predicted model, not a curated record
AGCAUGUAUUCUGGUUGUGGCUAACACCACUUACCUCCUAAAGUGAUUUAAAUAUAUUCUACUUAAACAAACAAGUUUAUCGUCCACAAUCAGUUGCCAUUUUCACAAAGACUUGACACAUAGCUUCCUUGAUACUAUGAAUAUGGAAAAAGUUGGCACUGCAAACGGUCGUACUUGCCGAAACAGCAAAAUCAUUUUGUACGUUUGGUGAGAAACUAUACACUCACUGAAUCCAGAUGUACGGUUAUGUGACGGAGGCGGCGUACGGUCUUUCUUGGUCGCUCAUGCCCGUCCACAUUACUCGUGCUCGCCAGGCUUCGACGCGUGAGAAUCCGUAUAUUUACUCGUAGUGUGUAUAGGCUGUAGUCUUAUUUUAAUUUAUUGGCAAUAGUUUUUAAAUUAAAAAUUUAAAAUGGAUGAAGUUGUAGUGAGUGCUGCGAGUUUCCUAGUGAUACGCCUGUUAGGUCAGGAACAAGAACGAAGACGCAAGAAACUACCUAAAAAACGCAGAUGGUGGAUGACCACAGUUUUCAAAAGUCGGGAAAUAUACAGUGGAAGUGAUUCCUUGGAGGCCUUGGGAGUGGAAAAUUUACAUUUCAAGACAUUUUGCCGUAUGUCCUCAUCAGAUUUUGAAGCUCUAAUAAAUUUGGUGGGACCGAAGAUAGCAAAGGCUGACAGCACAUUUCGAAAAGCUAUUCCAGUUGUAAAGCGAUUGGCACUUACCCUCAGAUACCUAGCAACUGGCGACUCCUACUCCAGUCUCAGUUUUGUAUUUAAAGUCUCCAAGCAAGUGAUAUCAAACAUUCUUCCUGAAGUAUGUGCAGCACUUCUUGACAGUUUGAAGGAGUUUGUAAAGAUACCUCAGACACAGGAUGAGUGGUUGCUGGUAGCUGAAGAAUAUGAGAGAAAAUGGAACUUUCCUCAUUGCGUCGGUGCAAUGGAUGGCAAACUUUGCGCAGUACAAUGCCCAGCUAACUCUGGAAGUGACUUUUUCAAUUACAAGUCGUUUUUCAGUAUUGUUAUUUUUGGUCUAGUGGAUGCUGACUACUGUUUUAUGUAUGCUGAUGUGGGCUGCCACGGUCGAAUUCCAGACAGUAGUGUUUUUCGAAAUACAACUUUUUUUAAAAAUAUGGAGAAUGGUAUAGUCAUUUUCCCGGAUGCUCAUGCUCUCCCAGGAAGACAGAAAGGAGUACCCUAUGUCAUUGUCGCAGAUGACGCGUUUCCCCUAAACAAUCAUAUCAUGAAGCCGUAUUCUGGACAGCAGCACGGGGGAUCAAGUAAGCAUAUUUUCAACUACAGACUUUCAAGAGCACGUCAGAUCGUGGAAAAUGCGUUCGGAAUACUUUCUUCUGUGUUCCGAGUACUAAGAAAGCCUAUAUUACUGCAGCCUGAGAAAGCUCAAAGUGUUAUUAUGGCUUGCAUAUACCUGCAUAAUUUCUUGCGAAAAAGCUGUGAUUCCAGACAAAUUUAUACUCCUGGGGGAGCACUCGAUCAUGAAGAGAAUGGACACGUAACUCGUGGAACAUGGAGAAAUGAGAUCACGACUGCUACAACGUUUACGCCAUUACCAACCAUUUCGCGACAGUCAACUCAGACUGCUAAUGACAUUAGAGAUGAAUUUGCUGCUUAUUUCAUGUCCGAAGAUGGGAGAGUGCCAUGGCAAGUUGAUUAUCAAUAAUUUUUCAAGAAUUUAUUCUUACUAUUCAUUUACCAGAUACCUAGGUACAUUUCAAGUAUCUACUAAUAUGAGUUUUUACCUUUAUUUUAUAUUUUUGUAACUAAUUAAAAUGUUCCAGGCAUGAACACACCUACAUUUCGUGAAUGAGUUAACAUUUUUUUCUUCUUUGAUUUUCUUCCAAAAUAAAUAUUGUGUAAAUUACAAGUUUUGACUAUGAAACUAGUUUUACUUACUUCUGUGUUGAUUGUCUGCCGAGGUUGAUAUCUGUUGUGAAGAAAUGAGAAGGCUUUGUAUGCAAACCAGUUUGGGGUGUCCACUUCGUCAGCUCCAGAUCGUGAUUUUCCAGCAGCACUAAGCUUCUGAUGCACUUUCCGAUAACUAUUGUGUAUGCUGUAAGUAUUGUGGCAUGCAGACCCAUUUCUAGGCAAGAGCUGCUGCUAAGUAAGGGCUCCACCAAUAAACACGAACACAGCAAUUCCACGACAGUUGAAUUGCAGCAGAGGAGUUAGCAAGUGAAGUUAAUGAAGAGUUGGUUAGAGGACUGGCUGCAGUUUAGUCAUUGUGAGAAGCUGGUAGCCGAGCCUGGUAACAGUUCAGAACCCAGAGGAAGGAGGACGUGCACUGUUGGAAGCUGCUACCAAGCAACGACAGUAAACACGUGAUUGUGAAUACUAGUGUGUAGUCACGCGCUGUAUCAAAGGCUAAAGAUUCAUUAAAUCCGAUUAACAAUCCGAACCCUGUCUAUAGUCACACUGUACAUAUGACAAUAUCUGUGUCAAGGAAGGGAAGGGUGUCGUUUCUUUUCGUCUCCAUGGUGAACUGAAUUUUCUAGUGGACACUCUUCAGUGGUCAAGGAAGCACUUCAGGCUGUCGGGUCUGUGUGGUCAGAUGAUGAGUCGUCCACGUAACCGACAGUGGGCAGCCAGAUCAACUGCCAUCUCCUUGAAGUCCUCCUUAAAGAAGUUGGUGAUGAGCGGAGAUAGUGCUGAAUGCCGUAAUUUUUUUCAUAGAACUGCACAGCAUCCAGCUACA